ACAAAAUACUCAUUUAUUACAGGCUUAUAUUAUAGGAAAAUCUAUGUUUCCUCUUCCUCUCUCUCCAUAUCACACCGCUGCAAAGAACCCCAAGAGGCAGCUCUCUCCAAGGAGCGACGGGGAGAAGGCAAUGUGGUAGAUGGGCUGGUUGAAACCGGUGGAAAAAUUCGAUCUUUUUGGUGUUUUCUGUUGAAUCUCGGGGUGGUUCUUGCGGCUCGGCCAAUAUGGAUGACGAUGAGGGAUUAGGUAUUCGGAAUUGGGGCUACUACGACCAGCCCUUGAAGGGGAAUCUGGGGCUGCAGCUCAUGUCCUCGGUGCCAGAGCGUGAUACGAAGCCUUUGCUAUCCAACGGGGGGUUCCUCCAUCGGGACUGCGGGGUCGCCGAGCCGUCGAUCCCGAUGGACUUUGUGAGGGACGGGUGGAUCCACCAUAAUAGGGACAACAAGAUCCUCCAUGUGCUGCCGAUGAACCACCACCAACACAAUUAUGGCAUGCUCCCGGAUCCCCCCGGCGCCCACACCCUCCAAAUUCUGCAGCCGCCUGAGCCGCCUAGGGAUGACAAGGUCCUGAUGAUGGAGGACCCUGGAGGCAGAAAUGAGACUCCUUUGAAGAAGAGAUCCCAGGGCCGCCCGCACAAAUCCCCGAAGCCAAAGAAGCCGAAGAAAGUUGCUGCACCAAGAGACGAGGCCACCAAUGGUUCAGUCUCGCGUGGGAAGGCUGGGAAGAAGAGCACUGGGUUGGUUAUUAAUGGAAUUGAUCUGGACAUCUCAGGUAUCCCUACUCCAAUAUGCUCUUGCACAGGCACACCGCAACAGUGCUACAGGUGGGGCGUUGGAGGGUGGCAAUCAGCAUGCUGCACCACUAGCAUCUCAUGUUACCCCCUCCCUAUGAGCACCAAGAGGCGGGGGGCUCGCAUUGCCGGCCGGAAGAUGAGCCAGGGUGCAUUCAAGAAGGUGCUGGAGAAGCUUGCAGGAGAAGGGCAUAAUCUUUCUAAUCCAAUUGACUUGAGGACUUUCUGGGCUAAGCAUGGUACCAACAAGUUUGUGACUAUCAGGUAAACAUGUACAAUAUCUGGCUUUGUUAAGCUUCGCCUCUGCAUUUGGUCUGCAUCUCCUGUAUAUGUAUAUUUGUCUCCAUUUGCAGAGGCACUCUGAAUAGCUUGUAGCCAGAUUUCUUUAUCAGCCAUAUUUACAUGCUUUUUUUUUUUUUGCUAAAACAUAUUUACAUGCUUUUUGAGGUUCAGAUAUUGGAGUUAUGCGGACAUGUUGAUGCCUUCUUUUCUCUUUACAGCCUGUAGUUUUAAGAGAAAGAGUGCUGUCUAAUUUAGAUGGCUUUUCAGUUAAUGGGUAGAACGUUUUCCUGACUUCUUUUCACUCCUUGCUUUAAGAUCUCACUCGAAUUAUGAAGAUUCUGAGAAGGGUUAUAAUCGGUGUCUUAAUUCUUUGUGGCUUCAUAAUCUGAAGUGUUUUAUUAUAGAUGACUGGAUAAAGUUGCGAUAAUAUGUUCUUGUAGCCAUGAUGGUGUCACCGGUUAGUUUAAUGUUAUUUUUGUGAUAUCUUGUAUAUUUGAAUCUCAGAUAUAAUUUUAUCAUUAAA
Molecule: messenger RNA, 1595 nt
Organism: Phoenix dactylifera (date palm)
Lineage: Eukaryota; Viridiplantae; Streptophyta; Magnoliopsida; Arecales; Arecaceae
Product: protein Barley B recombinant-like
Biological process (GO): response to ethylene
Cellular component (GO): nucleus
Molecular function (GO): DNA-binding transcription factor activity; sequence-specific DNA binding
Source: RefSeq, a predicted model, not a curated record